AUGAAAAGAUCUUAGAGAAGGUUAUCCAAAUGUGUUGGUGAAGAUAUGCAAUCAGAUUCCUCUAAAUAAGAAUCUGACUCUGAAUUUAUUAUUACUGAGACUUCAGAAUCUGAAAAACUAAAAAGUAAAUCUAUUUGGAGUCUCAAAGGACUUAGCUUUCAAAUAAAAACACUAGUUAAAGAUUUAAAAAGCACUAACUACAAGAUAUUAGCCAAUAUUCUUAUUGAAAAAUUGCAAAAUGAACUUCAAAAAAUGCAAAGUACUGAAAGAAGAAAGGAGAUACAAAACUUAAAAAGGAGAGUGUAUGAUGCUAUCAAUGUAAUGGUAGCCAUGGGAGUUCUUGAGAAAGACAAGAAGAAACAAAUCUCCUUUCAUGAAUAAAAAGACAAAGAAGAAGUAAAUAAAUAAAAAGAGUAAGUUCGAACUAAUUUAGAAAUAUUAAAAGAAAAAAGAAAAAGACUCACUAAAGCAACUCUUACCUAUAUGAUGUAUAAAAAACUAAUUCAAAGAAAUUAAUAAAUGAAAAUGGAACCUGAAUCCAAACUAGAAACUCCAGUCUUUGCCUUUUCAGUAUAACUAUUUGAUAAUGACCUAUGUAUGCAACAAAAAAAUGGGAAAAAAAUAAUUAUCAAAUCGUAAUAGCCUAUCUAUAUUUACUCUGAAUUAGAAGUCUUACAAAAGCUAUAACUAAAAUGA
Messenger RNA from Paramecium tetraurelia, 696 nucleotides. RefSeq lists its product as uncharacterized. Gene Ontology annotation, molecular function: RNA polymerase II transcription regulatory region sequence-specific DNA binding; DNA-binding transcription factor activity, RNA polymerase II-specific. Lineage: Eukaryota; Ciliophora; Oligohymenophorea; Peniculida; Parameciidae. The record is from RefSeq and is a predicted model, not a curated record. The transcript has a single exon. Gene Ontology annotation, cellular component: nucleus; transcription regulator complex. Gene Ontology annotation, biological process: regulation of cell cycle; regulation of transcription by RNA polymerase II.